UCUUAAUGAAAUUGUAUAACGGCAAUUUCAAAGUUUGUUGGACUCAUGCAGAUGGAGGAAAAUUUAUUUCAUUUAAAGAAGCAUACUUAGCUGAUCGUAAAACAGCGGAUAUUAAUGAAAUUUUAGCGGCUCAAAAUAUACAAAUUAUAAAAUUAACAGAAGAACAAAUAAGCCAUUUUAAGGUUCUAGAAAGAACGGUCAAGAAUCAGAUUGUACAACCUUUAAAAAAAAUUAAUCCACAAUUAGUUUCUCACAUUUUUCGGAGUAAUCCAAAUAUAGAUAACGUAUCUCAUGAAAGCAUAUUUAGUUUGCUAAAAUUUAUCAUUCAAGAUAAGGAUUUGUCUCGAGAAAGUCUCAUUGGAUUAAAGCUGCUACCACUUAGUGAUGGGACUGUUGGAAUAUUUGGUGAUCAGGAACGUUAUAUUGCAGAAUCAAAACUGCAAAGACUAUUCCGUGAUGCAGCGAAAUUAUCGAAAUUUAUAGCAGAAUAUCCUAAAGAACUUAAAGAUCUUUUCAAUGAUAAAAAAUUCUGUAAUUCAGCUAAAAUUAAACAAAUAAAUGCAUCUUCAAUAAUCACUUUAUUAGAAUAUGAGUUACCACGCGAUAAAGAAUUAGAUUGGAACCCGAAUAAUAAAUAUUAUCCAAAUAAAGAAUGGAUCAGGCAAAUAUUAAGAUAUUUUGUGCCUCUAAAUGCGGCUUAUGAAUUUUCGAAAUUUGCAAGACUUCCAUUAUUGCCAAUAAUUAAACCGCAAGAAAAGCUUGUAUUAUUUGAUUAUCUAAAUCCAGUAUUAGCCUAUGAUUCCUCGAAUCCGAUGACUUCAAUUCUUGUUAAAUUUGGGGUUAGAUUUACAAAUCAUGAAUUUCCAGAUGAAUGUAAUCAAAAUUUAAAACAAUGCAUAUUGAAAUCAAAUUUUAUUAAUAUGAUGAAAUGCCUUGAGAGAGCUAUAACACUGUCUAAAAAAUCAGUGGAACAACUAUUUAGCGAAACAUUAAAGCCAUUUGAAAUUAAUAACUUUAGAAACUUUAAAAAUGCUGUCAUACCAUUCCUUAAAACAUUACCAAUUUGGCCAACUAAGUCGUUGGGAAUGAAUACUUUUAUAUCUGCAAAUUCUGGAUUAUUAAUUCCACAAGAUCUUCCGCUUUUUUCAUCAGAAGAGAAUUCCAAAGUUUUUAAUGCAGAAUCGGAAGAUGAUUAUUGUACAUUAUAUGCGCUUGAAGUUCAAAUAUUAGAUCCAUUAGAAUAUGUCAGGAAUAAUAUUAUCCCUUACUUGUUAGCCUUAGGGCCUACUAAUGAAAGUUUAGAUUUAUUAAAAUCUGUCAUUUCAUUAGAAAAUAAAGACAUUGAAAGCUGUUUGGCGCUGUAUCCUAUAAUUCCAAAUAAUUCAUUAACAAAGCUUGUUAAAGCGAAUGAACUAUAUGAUAGUAACAAUUACUUAUUUUAUUCAACAUUUAAUGAAUCUGAUAAGUUUUUACAUCGGGAUUUAUGUUUAAAUUCAGAAUGUUUUGAGGCGAUAAAAAAGAUGGGAUUAAAUUACCAAGUUGGUUCCCAAAAUUUCUUGGACUGUGCUUAUGAAAUUCAAUCAAAAAUAGAUAAUAAUACUAUCAACAUUAAUGACACAUCGUUAUAUGCUAUAAGAUAUUUGUAUCAAAAUUAUUCAAAAAUGAAGUUCACCAAAAAUCAAUUGCAAGAGUUGAUAACUAUAAGGUUUAUACCUGCUGACUUGGAUCUUCCAUACCUAUAUGCAGAACAUGCAAAGGAAACUUCAACAGGAUUUGAAUCAUUUAUUUCAUUACGUUGCCAAGCUUAUAAAAACCUUUGUUGGACUCAAUGUCCACUAUUUAAUAAAUCUAUAGAUCCACCUGCAUCAUUUUUAAAAUCAAUAAACCAAACCGGUCACCCGACAAUUGAUGAAAUUAUAAAAAAUUUAAUAAUUAUUGCUUCAAAAAUAUCCAAAUCAUCAGACGAUUCUUCUUGGAAUUCACAAAAUGGAGUUAAAAUAUUUUUAGAAAUAUUAAGCGAAAAUUAUUAUAUAUUAAAUCAAAUAGUAGAAAGUUCAAAUGAUGACAAAAUUUUCAUAGAAAGUAAUUUACCAAAAGACGCCAAGUUAUUCUUAAAUAAUGAUGUUGAUCCUUUUAAUCCCAAUAAUUGGGUAGCAGGGCAAGAUAUAGUUUUCGGGGUGGAGGAUGAUGUUACUGUUGAAUUGCGUAAGGUCCAUCCGUUUUUAAAAGAUUACAAAAAAUUAUUAAAAGUCUUGGGUGCUAAAGAAUUGGAAAAAAUUAAUUAUAAAGUUAAAGUUAGGAAACAUUCACAGAAAGAUGAAUUGUUUAAAAAGUUGUUGGAAAACUUUAGGCAGCAAGAAGAAAUUAAGCACGACGUUUUGUUUGAAGUUGGCGAAAAUAAUACUUGUAUUGAAAAGAUCUAUGCCAACACUGCAUCUUCACAAUUUGAGAUGCUUCUAAACAAUAGUUUUAAUUACAAAUUCUCAGGAUCUCAAAGAGUAAAAAUUGUCAAAAUUGAGGGAACUAAACCUCAAACAUUCAGAAUAUAUGGAAUCCAACCUUCUGCAUUCCGUAUAUUGAUCCGUUGGUUAUAUGGUCAAUCAUAUAAGGAAGCAUUUUCUGAAGUUUUUAAUAAUAAUUUCCCGCAAGCUUUAGUACUUUUAAUUAGCUUAAUUAUACUUUCUGAUAGAUUUGACCUAGAUCCUUUAAAAGAUCAUGUGGAAGAAGCUAUAAUUAAAGGGCCCUAUAUUAAUAUUAAUAAUGUUGAUAAAAUUAAGAGAGAGGCUCAAAUUAAUCGGGCUACCCAACUACAAAGCCAUUGUGAAGAAUAUAUAAAGAAAAAUGAAAAGCUUUUCUGA
Molecule: messenger RNA, 2858 nt
Organism: Dentiscutata heterogama
Lineage: Eukaryota; Fungi; Glomeromycota; Glomeromycetes; Diversisporales; Gigasporaceae
Source: the annotation of a GenBank genome assembly